UACGUGCAAAAGUAAAGGGGAUCAUACACGUGAUCUAUGCCCUGCUCCUCACAGUUAGCGGGUUAGAAGAGGCACCCCCAGAGUGCAGCGAUGAUCCACUGGCGUUCCACGUAAUCUUAUGCCUGUCUAUUAAAGCGUCGAGAUGCGAGUUCGUUUGACAGAGAGUACGCGUGUUUGAGUGGGUCGGACGGUAUUAUCCUCGCAUAACGUGCGCUCCAAUACAAAAAUGUCAACACUGUGUAUUACGAUAUCGAUCAGCUGAGAGGGGGAGACACUGUAUCGUAAAAGAAAAAAAAAAGUUUGUUCAGUUUUCAGAGAGUUGUAAAAAUUUGGGGAGACACUAUGAAGUGGCCGCAUUCUCUGUGGAUGGGGAUUUUAUUGUGUGUUAUCAGUGUACAUUCUCAGGAAAAAUGUCCCGAGAAAUGUGUGUGCAUUCGAGGUUCCACGGUGCGAUGCAUGUUUCUGCAGUUGGAUAGGGUGCCUAUAGGAAUUCCCACGUCUACAACAGUUUUAGAUUUAAGAUUUAAUAGAAUAAGAAACAUUCCAAAAGGAACAUUUAGACAAUAUGGAAAAAUAACCACUUUACUACUUAAUAAUAACCAGAUACAAAGGCUAGAGGAUGGCGCAUUUGAAGGCCUUUCAGAAUUAAAAUAUUUAUAUUUAUAUAAGAAUCAGAUCAAGUCUAUAGAAAGCCAAGCUUUCAAUGGCUUAGAGAAUCUCCAGCAAAUAUUCUUGCACCAUAACAAAAUACAGACAAUUUUGCCUGCUUUGUUUUCACAUUCCCGUAAUCUUCGAAGAUUACGAUUAGAUUCGAACUUACUCAACUGUGAUUGUGAUAUGAAAUGGUUUUCCAAAUUUCUGAAGACGAAUAUAGGAAAAAUCCACGCCACAGCAACAUGUCACGGCCCCGCCGAACUCAGGGGGAGACCACUCAUUCAGCUCACAGAUUCAAACUUCGGCAACUGCGACACCCCGCACUUCACCAUGGAACCCCGAGAUGCGAUAAUCACAAUGGGAAACACAGCGUAUUUUUCUUGCCGUGCAGAAGGAAACGAAAACUACAAGAUUUCCUGGCUUCAUAAUGACGUAGAAGUGAACUUGCGAGACAACAGAGUGUCAAUGCUGAAUGACGGAACAUUAAUGAUUCACAACACCGUGGACUCGGAUAAAGGCACCUAUCAGUGUGUGGUCCGGACUCAGGACCAGGAAAUCCGCACAAACAAAGUCCAGCUCACUUACUCCAGAGCAGCCCCAUCUAUGGUCACCACCCCGUCUGACUCCAGCGGACAGAUUGGUCAGUCUAUACGUCUGUCCUGUCAGGCCACAGGAAUCCCUCCCCCCACCAUUACCUGGAAAUUUAAUGAUGUCACCAUUGUACCCAGCAGUAAAUAUAAUGUGGACUCCAUAGGAAAUCUAGACAUCAGUGACCUUCAGCUCUCAGAUCAAGGGGCGUACACAUGUCAGGCAGGAAACGAGGAAGGAUUCGCUGUAGCUGAGGCUAGAGUGACAAUUCAAGGCGAGGCCCCUGUCAUUGUACAGCUACCCUCAGACCUGUCCCUGAAUGAGGGGGACACAGCCAGAUUUACCUGUGAAGUAUCAGGGAACCCCCGACCAAACAUCACAUGGUACAAAGGAAAUACUGAAGUCUUGACCAAUGAUAGACGGAUUCAGAUUGUGAAUGAAGGGAGACAACUGCGGAUAGUUUUACUUCAGUCUACAGACAGAGGGACAUACAGAUGUAGGGGAGAGAACACUGCAGGGGUAGUGGAAAGUAGCUCAGCCAGAUUAACAGUCACACAAACAGCUGUGCCUGUCAAUAACAGAGAACAUGAUACAGAGGGGCGAAUUGGAGAGGACAUUGUUUUGUUGUGUGCCGAGGAUGCUGAUCCACUGCAAGCCACGAGGUGGAUCCGAAAUGGUGCGUCCAUCUUACCAGGACCCAAAUACUCUCUCCAGGGGAACCGCUUAACUAUCAGACAGGCCACCCGGUCUGACUUUGGGAGAUAUGAGUGUUUCCCAGAAAACACUUUGGGAUUUGCCAGGAAUGUAGUAAAUUUAAACAUUGGAGAAAGAGAAAUCCAGACCAAUUAUUCCGGCCACACUUUCGUGGACCCAGCCAUUAGACAGGCGACUAACCGAGUUGACUUGGCAAUUAACCAGACGAUCCGAAAUCUUUUUGACAAGAAUCGCACUCACUCAGUUCAGGAUCUCAUUACAAUAUUCCGCUAUCCAUCUGCCGAUGCCCUACAACUGGCCAGGGCCGAGGAAAUAUUUGAGCAGACGCUGGAAAUCAUACAGAGACAUGUUAGUGAUGGCCACAAGUACAAUCUAAGUGAUGAUAAAGUAUCCAGUUACAAGAAGAUCCUCUCUCCUGGUCAUCUGGAACUCAUUGCCAACAUGUCCGGAUGCUUUUCCAAUCCACGGAUUAUCCGUUGCUCUGAGAUGUGUUACCACAAGAGAUUCCGAUCCAUGGAUGGGCUUUGUAACAACCUACACAAUCCAACUUGGGGAGCCUCUGUUAUUGCUUUACAAAGAAUGCUCCCUCCUAUCUAUGAAAAUGGAUUCAACACUCCCGUUGGUUGGAAUCCCUCCAAGCUGUACAAUAACUAUCACCUGCCAAGCCCACGUCUGGUGUCCUCAUUUCUAAUGUCCACAGAUCACGUGACAAUGGACGAACACAGUACUCACAUGUUGAUGCAGUGGGGUCAGUUUCUGGACCAUGACAUGAGCCUGACCCCUCAGUCCGUCAGUAACGCUCGCUUCAGCGACGGUCGCUAUUGCAACGAGACUUGUGAGAAUCAGUAUCCCUGUUUUCCCAUUACUGUUCCACGGAGUGACACUCGCAUUCAACAUGCGUCUUGUCUUGGAUUCUCGAGGAGUAGUGCUAUUUGUAAUUCAGGGAGUACCUCAGUGUUCUAUAAGACAUUUACUCCCAGGCAGCAGCUUAAUGCCAUCACUGCAUUCAUAGAUGCAAGUGCCGUCUACGGAAGCAGUGAUUUUGAAGCUCAGAGAUUAAGGGAAUUCACAAAUGGACGUGGACUUUUGAGACUGGGAGUAUUAACCAGAAAUAAUAAAAGACUGUUACCUUUUGAUACAGGCAAUUUUCUUCAUCACUUCGACUGCCAAAUUGAACCAAGUAAGAGACAUGUUCCCUGCUUCAGAGCUGGAGAUAAUCGUGUGAAUGAACAUUUAGCCCUCACUGCCAUGCACACUUUGUGGACGAGGCACCACAAUUAUGUAGCUACUGAACUACUAGCUGUGAACCCACACUGGGAUGGAAAUAUAUUGUACCACGAAUCUAGGAAAAUCUUAGGUGCUAUGAUGCAGCAUAUUUCUUUUAAAUUCUGGUUACCUCAAGUCAUAGGAGAAGCUGGGAUGGGAAAGCUUGGGUCAUACAAGGGCUAUGACCCGAGUGUCGACCCAUCCAUUUCAAAUGAAUUUGCCACUGCAGCAUUCAGGUUUGGGCAUUCUCUAGUCCAACCAAUCAUGUUCAGACUCAAUGAAAGUUUUAGCCCCAUUCAAGAAGGAAAUCUUCCCUUACACAAGGCCUUCUUUUCUCCAUACAAAAUCUUGGAGGAAGGGGGCAUUGACCCACUUUUGAGAGGCCUCUUUGGUGUGGCCUCCAAGAAGCGAAUGCCGGAGGAAGUGAUGAACAAAGAGCUGACAGAGAAACUCUUCUCUCUGGCAAAUGCUGUGGGACAGGACCUGGCCUCCCUCAACAUCCAGAGGGGCAGGGACCACGGUCUGCCAUUCUACAAUGAUUACAGGGAGAUCUGCGGCAUGAAAAGGGUCACUAGUUUUGAUGACCUUGCAAACGAGAUGCCACAGCGCAAUGUGAGGAACAAACUUCAGGCGCUCUACGGACAUCCAGACAACAUUGAUCUGUUUGUUGGGGGAAUGGCAGAGAAGCCGGUUGAUGGAGGCAAAGUUGGACCAACAUUUUUAUGUAUCAUUGUAGACCAGUUCAAAAGAACAAGGGAUGGAGACAGGUUCUGGUAUGAAAACCCUGGAGUAUUUGAGUCUAACCAGCUGUCUGAGCUACAGCAGGUGACACUGGCUCAGGUGAUCUGUCAGAGUAGUGAUAACAUACAGAGAGUUCAGAGGGACGUGUUCAUCAAGGCCGAGAGUGAUGCCGACUACCUUAACUGUUCUAAGAUCCCCAAACUCAACCUUAAAGUUUGGUCUGAUUGCUGUACAAAUUGUGAGAAAUCUGGAAACUUCCAGUCUCUAACCAACCAUUUCCGAAGGGCACAGAAUUCCCAGUUUUCCCAUCGAGAGGACAGAGAGCAUAACACCAUACUAGGGUCACAACCUCCAGCAGACAAUACUCAGAUACAAACCCUCAACGACCAAAUGUCAGCCAUUGACACAAAGUUCUCAAAAAUGGAAAAUGAGAUCCAGACACUGACAAAAACAGUGGUCACAUUGAAAAGAAAGUGGAGAAAAAUGAACAAAUAUAUGAGGAAGACAAUGAGAAAACCUGGUUGUUAUGACAACAAAGGACAGAAGAGGAAGCACUUAGACUCAUGGGAUGUCAAUAAGUGCAAGACAUGUACUUGUAGGGGAGAUCAAGUUGAGUGUACAAAACAGUCUUGUCCAGUUCUACAAUGUCCCAACCCUAGAUCAGUCCUAGAUCAGUGUUGUCCCGUGUGUUAGUCAAACAGACAGACAGACUGACAAUCAUAUGUGGUGCAAGAGAGAGAGAGAGAGAAAAAUUCCAGAAGAUUGCAAGGGAGAAAUCCCAUUUGUGUGUCAUUAUAGUGAACAAUUGCAAUUAAUGUUUGCACAUUAUCUCAUGGUGCAACAAGGUACCGAGGUAUAUACAUGCAUUAUGUGUUAAAACUGCUAUGAUCAUAGAAUAUAAACAUGCUUUUAAAAAGUAUUACCAUUUGUGUGAAGGAGGGAUAAGUGAUUGUGCAUAUAUUAUCAUUAACUGAAUGUCUCAUGUUUGAAAGGUUGAUUUUUAUAUUUUGUCUCCACAUUUACGAGAUAUAUUUUCUGUAAUCUUUUUAGUAUGUAGUUCGUUGCUUUUUGUCCCACACUGAAAGCUUUUUUUAUACAAAGGAAGACAAACCCAAGUAUUUUUUUGUUUGGUCUUCCACAUACACGUCAAAGCAAUAUGUUUCAAUAAUUGAAUUUAUCUCCAUAGAAAGAAAGAGCAAAACUCAAAGGAUCUGCUCCUUAAUAUAGAUAUAUAUAUAUAUCUUUUUAUUGCAGUAUCAUGCUAUAUGUUAAUUUGUUUUUUUAAAUGGAUACAGACUCUGAAAUUGAUAUAAAGGCUGAAAAUUAGAUAUGUGUAUACUUCAAAAAAAGAGAAAAUGUCAAAAUAUUUUCCAAGUUACUCAAAUGUGUUCAACAGUUUACCCAAUGUCCUUAAUUAGAAUUUACUGGAUUCUUUAUACACGUGUACUGAAAUGGGUAAUUUGAAAAUUUGCUUGGCUAUGCUAAAAUCAUCCAAUAAUUAUAAUAUUGCAUGCUAUAUUUCUACCUCAAUCCCAGCUUUUCCUAAUACUAACACCUUGUGUAAUUUUUUUGUAUCUUAUCAUUGUAUAAAUUCUUAAAUGUUUGCUGUAAUAUUUUAUAUAAACACUUGCUUAUAUUUCACUUGGAUGAAUGAAUUUUUUCUUACAAGACAAUUUACCUAAUACCAAUGGUAAAAUCAUGAUAGUGAAUUCUUAUUAAUAAGGAAGAUUUAAUAAAUAUUGUCAAUUGUGGACUUCGCAGUGAAUUUUAUCCCCUUACAAGUUCCAUGAAUUUGCUUUGACAACACAAUCCCUUGUGGCUUAAUGGCCAGAAUUAAAAUACUCAAUUGGAAAAUGACUUUUUUUCAGAUCAUUUUUGUAUGCUAUAGCAGUUAAUGCCUCUUUCUUGAUAGUUGUAUUGAGUUCAAUUGAAAAUUUUAUAGUGAAAAUUGGUGCUUCUGUAGCAAGUAAUGCAUGCUAUUUUAGAUACAAGAUAUUCGUUGACAAAAUAAAUUGUGUAUGUUCAUUGCGUACUUUGAAGUUUUAUUGUACUCAUUUCAUUUUCAAAAUGGUGCUUUCUAUGAAUUGUGAUUAGUAGUAAUGGUUUUUUUU
Messenger RNA from Saccostrea cuccullata (small rock oyster), 6074 nucleotides. RefSeq names its product peroxidasin-like. The coding region runs from base 343 to 4656 and encodes 1437 amino acids. Gene Ontology annotation, molecular function: peroxidase activity; protein binding; heme binding. The transcript has 20 exons. Gene Ontology annotation, biological process: response to oxidative stress. NCBI's taxonomy places the organism in Eukaryota, Metazoa, Mollusca, Bivalvia, Ostreida, Ostreidae. The record is from RefSeq and is a predicted model, not a curated record.